Messenger RNA from Copidosoma floridanum, 1297 nucleotides. RefSeq lists its product as uncharacterized. NCBI's taxonomy places the organism in Eukaryota, Metazoa, Arthropoda, Insecta, Hymenoptera, Encyrtidae. The record is from RefSeq and is a predicted model, not a curated record.
UCAGUGCUCGCAUUGUUUCCCGAACGAAGAGGAACUUGCGUUUGUAUUUUCCUGAGCUACAGGGUUACCUUAAACAACAGUGCAACGAAAAAAAGCUAGUGCAUUGAGAAACAGGACGAUGUCUCCGAGGCCUUGGGGUGCAAUUCCGAGCUUCUCUUCUCUUCCACCACCUCCUCAUCACAGUUUGCCAAUGACGAUAGAGGAGACGAGGGGCUCCCAGCGCCCGUACCGCUACGGCAUGAUCCUGCUGUGCGUCGGGGCGGUGAUAAACUGGCUGGGCUUGGCGGAAAAUUACGUCGAGCCGGUGCGAUACAUAGGGGUGACCUGCAUCGUGGCCGGUGCCCUCCUCAUCUGCGUCGCCAUGUGCUGCUGGCUGCACACGCCCCCGACGAGGACUAUCUCCCAAACGCACCGCACCGCUCAUCCCAUCACUGCCCAGAUCGACGACCCCAUUCACGUGAUCUCGAUAGAGGAGCCAUCCUCGGGUUCGCGGCAAAAGCCUCCGGAUUACGAGGCAGUCGCCGACGCGCCUCCCAGCUACGAUGACGCGAUAAAGCUGAACCCCGGCCAGUUGGCUUGGUCGACGUCGACUCCACAGAGCAGCGUCUGCGGUGCAUCCGCCCUCGCCUCGGCCGAACACUCGACGUUCCCCGAUGCCGUCGUCGUGGGAGUUCACGGACUGAGCCGAACAAGUGAGCCACCCGCGCACGUACCGCCGCCGCCUUACCCGAGCGAAAGUGUCCGACCAGCGACCGAGCCACGAACGAGUUGAUGGUACGUGAUGAGAGAACCCAUGCCAAAGACGGGUGUCCACCGAGGGAGUACCCGCGAGCCGCGCACGCGACGAACCAACCGGAUAGCAAGCUCGUCGCCCCGGAGAUUCUGACGUACGGACAUUUAUUAGCCCUCGGAGGAGUUACGUCCCCGCGUUGGGGGGUUGGUCGGGCGACGACUACGUAAAACCACUCCGUAAGACUGUGCACCAGCAUCUACCGCGACCGAGUGUGCAUUGGUGUUUGUUUGAGACUUUUGAUCGUUUCAACGCCGAGAUAUCAUGCAUCGAUGUACCAGUGGCACUUGCACGUCGACAAUCUAUGGUGUAGAAGAUGGUGCGUGCGCCCGUCUCUAGUCAGAGAACCGCGACGAUGGGAGCGGCCUUUGUCGCGCGUUCCGUCACAUUUGUCAAGACGUUUACCGAUGUAGGUUCGUGUACGUGUCGAAGUGACAGGUCGGACGAAUUUUAACGAGAGAACAGCACACACCAGCAUCGCCUUUGCCCUGAUUUUUUUUUUUUUUU